UCUUCCUGUUUUGCCGGGUUACCAAGCGGGCGGAGUGACAGUGACAGGGGAAAGGCAAAGGAUAAAGGGAAAGGAAAGGGUGGCAGUCAUUCGUGAAAGCAAACGAUUUCCCUGCUCGCUGGCAGUAUAAGGAAAGACAACAUAUGACAAAGGCCUAUUAAAAAAAGGCACUUGUCUUAAACGUUUUUAUUUUUUUUUAGCUUGUUAAUACAUAAGUAAUGGGGAGGCUAGCGGUGGUGCUGCUAAACUGUGGAAAAAAUUGAAUAAUCAUGGCUGAUAGUAGCACCAGAGGGAUGGAGAGAGGGAGAGGGAGGACUACGCCAGACUCUGGCUUGAGAACCUUUUACCCUCAGCACUAUUACCCAGCGCAAGGCAUAGAGAUACAGGAACUCGCGUCCAAGCGGGUCGAUAUCCAAAAGAAGAGGUUUUAUCUGGACGUGAAGCAAAGCGCCAGGGGGCGUUUUCUGAAAAUAGCAGAGGUCUGGAUAGGCAGAGGAAGACAAGACAAUAUCAGAAAGAGCAAACUGACGCUCUCCAUGUCCAUGGCUCCUGACUUGAGAUACUGCCUGGGAGAUUUCAUCGAGUAUUAUGCCCGCAUUGGGCUAAGAGGUGCCCAGGGGCAGAGGCAGGAUGAGCAUGGCAACAGCCAGAGUCACCAUCACCAGGACGCAAGGAGAAGGCAGCAACCUCUCCACACAGCUUCCUCCCUCACUGGUUCCCCCACUGUUUCCGAAGAGCACUCUCACAGUGUCCUAAAGAGUGACUUGAUUGAGAGAGACAACAGGAAGUACUACCUGGACUUGAAGGAGAAUCAGCGUGGCAGGUUCCUCCGGAUCAGGCAGACGGUGAGCAGAGGACAUGGGACUAUGGGAUACUACGGACAGGGCAUAGACCAGACCAUCGUCCUGCCAGCACAAGGACUGAUCGAAUUUAGGGAUGCCCUGUCCCAGCUGAUAGAGGACUAUGGGGAGGAAGACACAGAUAACCGCAGCCGAGGAAGAAACCACGAAGAGGUGCCAGAUCUUCCAGAGGGGGUCUCGUUCAGGGUGGACAACAAGAGGUUUUAUUUUGACUUGGGCUCCAACAGGUAUGGCAUUUUCUUAAAGAUAAGUGAGGUGAGGCAGCCCUACCGGAACACAAUCACUGUCCCCUUGAAGGCCUGGUCCAGGUUCGGAGAUAACUUCACCAGGUACGAAGAUGAGAUGAGAAGGAUCUUCAACUGCCAGAAGGAGAAGAGGUCAGAUCCCCGAGGAGACAGUGGGGAAGAACAGGAUGAUUGACCAUUGCGUACAAUGUGGUAAUGGGUAACCUAUCAACAAAAACAACAACCCAAAUGAGCUUACAUACAAAAACAAAAAGCUAAUUUUGACAAUAACAUAGUUUAUAUAUCUUGUUUUCUAGUACUGUACCUCUAAAAUACUGUACUGUAUGACUCUCGUCAACUAGCACUUUGAAAUGAGUUAACUGUUGGCCCUCAGUUUUUUCAUGAAUUUCUUGCACCAUCAUCAAGUGUGAAACAACAACAAAAAGCUAAUUUUGCAGGAAGCAGGAAAUAAAUGACUAUUGAACAACUGGUUUUAGCACAAAUAAUAAUAAUAAUAAUAAUAAUAAUAAUAAUAAUAAUAAUAAUAAUAAGAAUAAUAAUACGUCCACUAUCUUAUUGUGGUAUUUACAGUAAGGUUUCUGAUACUUUUAAAGGAGUUUGUUUGGUGUUGGUUGCCUGGCAGAACACAACAGUGGAAAAAAUACAGGGUGAUACAUUACAAAAGUAUCCUCUAUAUGCUAAAGACGUCAACACCAUCCCCUCCCAUCAUUCAAGUUAACCAGAACUUUGAAACAGUUUUACUGCAGUUUGAACUGCCGCAUAAGGAUAAUUGGUCAAGAAAUGUUUGGAGACACAUGAGAGAUGGAAAGUAGGAUAACUUAUUGAAUUGGCAAAACAAAAAAAGGGUUACAAGCUACAGUUGCAGGCCCUGGGGAAGGUCCAAAAUCAUUCUAUCCAUCUCAGACUGAAUAUCGGAUAUCUAUUCGGGCAUUUAACUAAUUGCAUUCCACAAAUAUGAAUAAAAAUGCAUUUCUUUGCAGCAAUAGCAGCAUGAUGUCCUUCAGGGUUGGGUUCUAAAUGUUUGGCUUUCGGUUCUUCUGUAAUCAGUUAUGAAGGGUGAUUUCUGCUGGUGUUGUUUUAGGUCAUUGUUUACUACAGAGUGAUACCUGCAAGAUGAUUGUGCUUUACUGUAGAUCCAGGGAGCAUUCUCUAAUGUUUUAAUCUAAAAGGUGAGUAACACUGCUAUACUGAUUUCAAGUUCACAGUGCGGGAUUGAAAAACACAGCCACUCAUUUAUAACAUAAAGCCUUUGUUAUAACAAGAUAUAAAAUGCUGUACAAAAACAGGGCAGUUUUUUCAUUGGAGAGUGACUCGGUUAACCACCACCUUUAUAUAUAUUGAAAAUGUAUAAUGGAUGUGCUUAAUAGCUCUCAGA
Polyodon spathula (Mississippi paddlefish) is the source of this 2480-nucleotide messenger RNA. RefSeq names its product purine-rich element-binding protein gamma-like. Gene Ontology annotation, cellular component: nucleus. NCBI's taxonomy places the organism in Eukaryota, Metazoa, Chordata, Actinopteri, Acipenseriformes, Polyodontidae. Gene Ontology annotation, molecular function: DNA-binding transcription factor activity, RNA polymerase II-specific; RNA polymerase II transcription regulatory region sequence-specific DNA binding; purine-rich negative regulatory element binding. The record is from RefSeq and is a predicted model, not a curated record. Gene Ontology annotation, biological process: regulation of transcription by RNA polymerase II. The transcript has a single exon. Bases 270 to 1280 code for a protein of 336 amino acids.